ACGACUGCAAAUGAGAGCAGUAGAUUAUUUCCUGCCUCCUUGCGGAGGGAGGUAUUAGGAAUUGUAUGGUAGUAAGUGUAAGAAGUGGACUGAUCAUAACCACUAAUAAACGAUCAGAUAUUGUUUUGUAAUUCAGUGUUAUGUAAUUCUGUCAUUUUAUCCUCGUAGCAGCUAAGGUUAGAUCUGGGGUAUGGUACCACAAUUUGACUCUAGGACUCAAGGACAACACACACAAAGAAAAAAACAGAGAAACACAGAAAGAGAGAGACGCACAGGAAGACAUCUAAACUGCUUCUUUGCCACUGCAGCAUGACUUAUUGAGUCAAUAGGAAAUUAUUAGCCUAUCUUCAGUAUCACGGUAUAUUGCCACUGGAUAAAUAAUAGCCUACUAAAUCGGGUUCGUAGAUAGACUGCAGAGUAGCUGCCCCAGCUGUUUUCCCGAAAAUGUGACCACGCCCCCUUACACACGAGAGCACUGGGCUGCUAUGCGGAGCAGAGCAGUUGACACUACAGCUGUGAUCAGAGAGACGCGCAAAGAGAUGGACUAACUGCACAAGCUCCCCCAUAGCAUCCACUCUCAGGAGUCACCAAGCCACCACUUUCUGGAGUGUUGCUUUCAGCAGGACUCAGUGUUGACAGUGGCAUGCAGUAAUGAGCCAGUUAGCAUUCCCAUGGUGCACUGCAACAGGGGGAUGGGCUGACAUUUGCACCGUCGCUGAACGCCAAGUACCCAGUGGACUUAUUAUCAGUGGAGAAGACAGGAUCAGAAUGGCUGUGGACAAGUCUCUGGGGAUAGAGUAACUGCUGUGUGAUUCGAGGUUUGUAUUAGACGCUAGAGAGAAACAAGAUAAGGAGAAGAACACAGAGAAACCUUGGGGAACGUGGAGAACGUCUUGCUUCACACAUAGAAACCAUGAGAAUGCUAACAAAACGUUAACGGAAUCUUAACGGAACACUCAGCGAGGUCAUGUAGCUGCACUCGGAACGCCCUGCAUGUGACCACUCUUCCUGCAUCGCCUCGGCUUCUCUGAUUGGCUGGUUUAUAGAGUGACGGACCAAUGGAGAAGAGUGCUGAGGAGCUGAACCUCUCGUUCCUGCUGGAGCAUGAGAGAGAGAUGAUCCUCAGUGUCCUGCAGAAGGACGAGAAACUGAGGAAGAGAGAGGAAAAGAGGAUACGGAAGCUGAAGAAUGAGCUGGUGGAGAUCAGGCGUAAGGGUUCACACUGCCCCCAGGAGGUUGGGGAGCGUCAAUGUGCCCGCUGCCUGAAGGGCCUGGGCCUGAUCUUCGACCGUGGGGAGCUCUGUGAGGAGUGCCUACAGCGUGUCUGCAGCGACUGCCGAGUAAUGCCCCCUAAAGGAAAGCAGUGGAAGUGCUCCAUCUGCUCCAAAGUCUCAGAGCUGAAGGUAGUGACCGGGGAGUGGUUCCUGGAGGAGCGGUCCAAGCGGUUUGACCAGAGUGCGGUGCUCAGCAGUGACGUUGUCAAACAGUCUAUCAUGAGCAGCCCUGCUGGAAGCCCCCACAGGAAGUCUCCUGCGCCAGGCGACACAAUCCACACACCUGAGAGGCCUGACACGUCCAAAUCAGGAAGAAGCGCCGUAUGGAACCUGGUGGAUGGUGCCAAGAGGAAAGGGAAAGGGAUGCGGAUGGAAAAGAGGGGCAGCCGUCCCAGCCUGAAGCCAGAAAACGAGGCGGACGGUGGUAGUGUGUCCCCUCCUGUUCCCAACACAGACCCAUGCAGCGUACGCAGCGCCCGGUCUGCACCACGCUCCACAACCCGCUCCACACCUCACUCCCACAGGGGCAGUGCUGUGGCUCUGGAGACCUUAGGGUUCCCUACUGUACCCAACAGCCUGCGCUCCCAAACCCUGGAGAGGGACAGGUCCCCUACACCCAGCAGCAAGACCAGGAGGGUCAGGCCGGACGGAGCAGAGAGCGUGGCUAGUUUCCACUCCAGCGACAGCGUCUUUGACAAGAUGGCCGAAACCGUCACCAGGCAUGGCAGGAUGGAGCCUGGUACCGCCACCCCCACCAUCGCUGUCUCCAGGGCCUCCGUGUCUUCAGAUCGUAGUCGUUCUGAGGUGGACCUGUCUGUUCCUGGUUCUGCCAGUGAUGAGGCCCUCAGUCUGAGGAGCCACUCUGUCCCUGGGCUCAAUGAACCGGAGUUGAAUAAUGCUGAGAAAGACGAGGACAUCGAUACUCUGAUGUCGGCACACAGCAAGGCCACCAGCCGACGCGUGAGCAACGCUAUGUCCACGUCUUCUACUCCUGGAUCAGAGAGGAAAUGGGGCUACCUCAGUCUCCCUGGCGACUCGGACGCAGAGACUAGCAGUCUGAACAGUAUGAUGAGUAUGUACAGUGAGACCGGUGACUAUGGCAACGCCAAUGUGAGUGGGGAGCUGCUGUUGAACAUCAGCUACAGCUAUAAGACAGGCGCUCUCAAUGUCCUGGUGAAGGAGUGUCGCAACCUGGCCACUGGGGAUGAGAGGAAGCAACGCACAGACGCCUAUGUGAAGGCUUACCUUCUCCCAGACAAGUCUCGCCAGAGCAAGAGGAAGACCAGCAUCAAGACCAACACAAUCAACCCUGUGUUCAAUGAGAACCUUAGGUAUGUGAUCAGCCACUCCCAGUUGGAGACGCGGACAUUGCAGCUGUCUGUGUGGCACCACGACCGCUUCGGUCACAACAGCUUCCUUGGGGAGGUGGAGCUGACCUUUGACUCCUGGGAGUUUGACACUAACAUGGAGGAGUGGUACUCUCUGCAACCCAAGCUGGACAGUAGAAUGGACUCCACGCUCCAGUAUAAAGGGGAGCUAACCGUCGUUCUUAAGUACAUCCCUGCAGAGAAGAACCUCAUGCUACCCCUGGACCAGGUCCAAGUGAAGAAAGGCUUUCUGAAAGGAAAGAAGACCAGCAUCAAGCUGCCCAAAGGAGGAAUGGUGGAGCUGCUGGUCAAGGAGGCCAAGAACCUGACCGCUGUCAAGUCUGGAGGCACCUCGGACCCCUUUGUGAAAGGGUACCUGCUCCCUGACAACAGUAAGUCCACCAAGCACAAGACGGCGGUGUUGCGUCGCACGGUCAACCCCCAGUGGAACCACACCUUUACCUACUGUGGCCUACAGGCCGGAGACCUGAACAAUGUGUGUCUGGAGCUCACCGUCUGGGACAAGGAGGCUCUGGCCAGCAACGUCUUCCUGGGGGGAGUCCGACUCAACGGAGGGACAGACCAGAGCUAUGGGAACCAGGUGGACUGGAUGGACUCAUACGGAGAGGAACAGCGGCUAUGGCAACGCAUGAUUGACAACCCAGAGGUCCCCCAGGAGUGCACACUGAUGCUGAGGUCCAGCAUGUGCAAGCACAACACAUGACAUGGCGGGAGGGAGAAAAAGGAGAGAGGCAGUUGGAAAGACAGAGGGGAAACAGAAAGGUAUCAGAGAGGGGAGAAAAAGUGGAAGUUAAGAAAGAGGGAAAUAAAAUGAACAAAAGAGAGGGACAGAGGUUGAGAGUGCUCCAUGGCCUUGCUCUAUCCCCGCAAUAAAGAGCUGAUGACAUCACCCCACUUCCUGAACUUUGAACCCAAACCACUGAGCCACCCUGAUCCUGCACUGGGGUUCGUGGCCCUCUACCUGGUUAAGUGGACAACCAGUCAUGCCUUACACACACACACCCUGCCCUCCAAAGCAUCCAGCCAAGACCAAGCACUGCUACAACAACUACUAAUACCGCUGUACAUUGACAUAUAUGUAACAUAAUGAACAAGCACGUGCCAUUGUAUGAUCUGAUCUGACUCCUGGUUUCCACUAUGCACAUACAUUAUGGGUGUGUGGGGGAACCUGUCCUUGUCUCUGUAGUUUAUUUACAACACUCUCCUCUCCCUGUGAUGAGACCACGAGUUAGAAGUUGUCCUUAUUCCCAGAUGUAGGAUCAGAUUGUCUUGACCUGCUCCUAACUAUAACCAUUAGUGGGAAGUUAACAUAUCUGACCCUGUAUCAGUGGUUCAGGAUAGCCUCUACCUACUCUCAUAAGGUAACUACUCCAAAGGCACUUUGGGUUUGUUGCAUUGCUGAGGAGAUUUAAACAUUCCAAUAGAAUACUGUACAAUGACAAUUAGGGUAUGUUCAAGACUGAGAUGUUUCAUGCAAUAAUUGUAUUAUGCAACAUUCUGAACUGAUAAUCACCUGUUUCAAAUUGUUGCACAAUUGCAUUGUAACUGAUCUUGAACGCACCAAUAGUUUUACUGUUGUCUUGAUAAAGCACAUUUUAAGAGUAGAACAGCACAAACAAUACUCACUUCAUCAACAGACGUUUUUGGACCUAACUUGUGUGGAAACAGAUGAAGGCGGAAAUCUAACCAGAGAUCUAUCAGCACCAAAUUGCUGAUCAAAAUGUAUUGUGUCAAAUGUGGAAUAGAGAGUCAGGGCAGUUCUAUCUGCAACACUGGAAAUGUUUUGCCCCAGGAGCCUUGAGGAGAUGGGAGGAGGAUUGCAUGUUCCACGAUGAGUCAGUGUCCAGUCCACCCUCUGUCUGUGACUCAUUGAAUAAAGCACAUCUGUCAGAGUGUCUGUCCCUGUAACUCAGGCCACUGUGACCCCUCGGUCCUUGUAACCUCCCUGGAUGAGUAAUAACACUUCUAGUAUCCCCCCGUAAAGGGUUCCGGUGUCUUGGCAUGCGUCCCAAAUGGUAACCUUUUCCCUUUAAAGUGCACUUGUAGAGCACUAUAAAGAGAAUGGGCCAGUAAUCAAAGGUCGCUGGUUCGAAUCGCUGAGGUGAAAAAUCUGUCGAUGUCCCCUUGAGCAAGGCACUUAACCCUAAUUGCUCCUGUAAGUUACUCUGGAUAAGAGCGUCUGCUAAAUGAAAAUAAAUGGAAAUGGAAUGGGGUACCAUUUGACCGCAGACUAUGUCUCUGUAUACAGUCAUAUCCUAGUGUGGUGCCAUUCUUUCUGUGGAAUGACAAGUCUGCACAUUCGCCAUUGUCUAAGUUUCUGUUAUGCUCAACAACCAUUGAAAAGUGCAUAAUAAUAAUGAUACUAUUAAAAUGGCAUUUACUGUAUAGAUGAGUUGUGCGCAAUACCCUGCUGCUACUGAAGAAACACAAGACGUGUCUAACAGCAUGUUACGGUCUCUGUUUUAAUGUCCUCUCAUUUCAAAACUAGAUUGAUUUGACUUUAGAAUGUGACUGAAUCCAUCUCUUCUUUUGAUUGCAAUGUGUUAUCAGAAUAUUUUGAAGUAAUAAACCACACAGAUCAGAUCUCUAUGUUUAGAACAGACUUUCUGAGCGUGUCUGACCGGGUCAGUGUGUGUGUGUGUGCACGUGUGUGUGUUGGCAUUCACACAGCAGCCAUCUCUCCUGAGCGUUAAACUAGACUGUCGUAAAACAUAGUUCUGGUUCUAACUGUAACAACAGAAGGACGAGGUCACUCUUUUUAAGAGGGCUAUUUAAUCAUGGUUGUGUGAAAUCAAAGGGAACGAACAGCAGUGUACUGAUGGACCAGCAUCACUGGCUGUCACAUCACACACACACACACAUUCCCGAGUGCUUAUUAUUAAUGUCCUAAUUAAAACACUGCUA
Messenger RNA from Oncorhynchus mykiss (rainbow trout), 5566 nucleotides. RefSeq names its product synaptotagmin-like protein 5. Gene Ontology annotation, biological process: intracellular protein transport; exocytosis. NCBI's taxonomy places the organism in Eukaryota, Metazoa, Chordata, Actinopteri, Salmoniformes, Salmonidae. Gene Ontology annotation, cellular component: plasma membrane; exocytic vesicle. Gene Ontology annotation, molecular function: neurexin family protein binding; small GTPase binding; phospholipid binding. The record is from RefSeq and is a predicted model, not a curated record.